Coniophora puteana RWD-64-598 SS2 is the source of this 993-nucleotide messenger RNA. RefSeq names its product acetyltransferase. The coding region runs from base 372 to 956 and encodes 194 amino acids. The transcript has a single exon. The record is from RefSeq and is a predicted model, not a curated record. NCBI's taxonomy places the organism in Eukaryota, Fungi, Basidiomycota, Agaricomycetes, Boletales, Coniophoraceae. Gene Ontology annotation, molecular function: acyltransferase activity, transferring groups other than amino-acyl groups.
GAUUUCUCUGACGUACGUAGAUACUGAUUCCGGUCCUAGUUUCGUAUAUAAGACCUCUGUAUCUACAGCAGUCAGACGAGCCGAACGGCCGUGUGCCGUCUUCGCUAGCCGUCACAGCCAGGAUCUGUGAGAUAGAUCUUUAAGCUAGGGCAUUCGUCAUGAUAGCGGAUGGCUUUCCAGGCGCAGAUGUCACAAGAAACCGUUGAGUUUAGCAUCUUAAACUCAAAGGCUUCAUGUGGUUUAUUCGUUUAUUGCCUCAUGUACAUUGACUCGUCAUUACACUCACCAUCAGAACGGUCUACCGCCGAAGCUACUCGGUUUACCCUCUCACGAAAGAUCGACGGUGCUUCGAUCCUGGUGUUAUCACCAGAAUGUCGUCUCCUACGCAUAACAUUACCAGCACCAUCCGCGUGCAGAAUGCCACCCAAGACGAUAUACCCUCCAUCACGGCAAUAUACACCACCCAAGUGCUCGAGACCAUAAACACGUACGAAUACGUUCCCCCCACCGAAGAGGACAUGAAAGCGCGAAUGGAAACCAUCCUCACCAACGGAUUUCCCUACCUCGUCGCUCGGGCUCCCUCCGACGGCUCUUCAUCCUCGGAGCCAGAAGCCGUGGUAGGGUACGCAUACGCGAGCACGUUCCGCGCGCGCGAAGCCUACCAGUUUACUGUCGAGGGUUCCGUGUACGUGCAUCCCGCGCACCAGCGGCGCGGGGCCGGUCGUGCGCUUCUCGAUGGGUUGAUUGCGGAAUGCGAGAGGCGGGGGUUUAGAGCUAUGAUUGCCGUGAUUGGCGAUACGGGGAACGGGGCAUCGAUUGCGCUGCAUAAGAGGUGCGGGUUCGAGGAGGUGGGGGUGAUGAAGGGCGUUGCGUGGAAGAUGGGCCGGUGGUUGGAUACGCUUAUGAUGAGGAGAGGGUUGGGCCCGGUGGAUUCGAGUGGGCCUGGUGAUGCUUGAUGCUACUCUGCCCUUAGCAUAUAUACCUCAGUGCAAU